Clunio marinus is the source of this 973-nucleotide messenger RNA. Lineage: Eukaryota; Metazoa; Arthropoda; Insecta; Diptera; Chironomidae. The record is from the annotation of a GenBank genome assembly.
UAACAUGAUUGCAGGAAAUCACGCAAUAGGAACAGUGAGAAAGUUCCCGACACUGCCUUUGAAUGCAAAUGGAGUUUGGAUCGACCCAACGGGUGGUGUGUGGCGUCAAGCAACUGACAUUCAGAAUGUGCCAAAUGGCAAACCCGGCGAAAAUGUUGGUGAUUAUGCAGCCGCUGCUCCAACACUUCCGCUUCCUGAUUACGAACGAUUGAGUCCAUUGAACAUGCCUGAUUAUGCGGAAGUUGCUGGAUGUUCAUCAUUCAAAAAUUCCAACUCCCCAACUUAUGAUACGUUUGGAGCGUAUGCUACGACGACUCUCGUUGGUCGACAAUUUUCAAAAAAUUCAUAUUCAGCACCAAACAGUGUUCAUUACAACAACUUCAUUAACAACGGCGGUUCACUUGGAAAUGGAAGUCAUCAACUCAUGCAACAUCAAUUUAAUCAAAGUGGUAAUGGAGCCGCUCCGAUGUCAAACAAUCAAUUGAAAAUGAACAUAAUCGAAAACAAAAUGGAGCAAUUGAUGAAUAAUUUGAAUAGUCCGAAUCCGCCUGCUCAACAAUCCCAUCAAACUCCAAAGAAGAGUAGCGGGAGUUCAUCGAAAAGUGUCCCACAAACUCCCCUUCUAAGCACCAUGAGACGUAAUCGUCUCAACAACAGUAUUAAUGGAAAAAGCAAUAAAUUAUCGUCUUAUGGCGAUAAAAUAAACUUUGGCGAGGACGGGCGAGGAAGUGAACAACCGCUUUUCAUGAAAUCCAAGUUUGAUGGCAGUUGGCAAUCUAUUCCAUCAACGACUGCCUUAACAUCAUCAACGACGCCCAGCAACAAUGACAGUCCAAGUCACUUACCAUAUCAUCAUUCGCCUCGACAUCAUCCAAUGCAAUCGUCAUUAAAUCAACUGGGCGACAACAAUAAUCAGCCGAAAGCCAAUUCACACAGCUAUUUGAGCAGCUUUGGAAAAAGCGAUAAAGUGUAA